AUGUCCUUCCGCAUUGACCGUCAUUGUUCAUUUUCCAUCGUUCUUACCACCAUGAUCAAUCCACAGGCCCUCACAGAUAUGGCGAUUGAUACCAUUCAUGGCAUUGUCGAGUCCAACGUCGCAAUUGCGCUGUGGGAUGCGGGUCUACAAGGUGGCUACCAAGCUUACCCCACUGAACACUGCAUCGCAGAAAAAACCUUCACUUCCUACUGCCUUAUCCUCACACUACUCUCCAUAAUGACUCUACCUGGAAAGGUGAUCCGAAUCAACGAAAAUGCCACCAUAAGGCUUAUGCCCACAAAUCAUCUUCCACCACGCCUGAAACGCCUUCUGCAGCGUCAGCAGGACUUCAACAUUUCUGAGCGCUCUGACUCGGCACUCCCACCCGUAGAGGAGCCAGCUUCAAGCGCAGCAAUAAGUCAGGCUGAACCAAACAUACCUGCUAUAACGCAGUCGCCUUCCCAUCGGAAGAGAAAGACCCGGAGGAGUAGAGAGAAGGAGAACAAUAUUGCAUCACCCAUCGCCUUAAAACGCCGCCACCGUAUUCGCGCAAGGCUCGACCAUGGUGCAGCCUCCACCACACAUACUACUAUCGAUUAG
This is a messenger RNA of Suillus subaureus, 600 nucleotides long. RefSeq lists its product as uncharacterized. Bases 1 to 600 code for a protein of 199 amino acids. NCBI's taxonomy places the organism in Eukaryota, Fungi, Basidiomycota, Agaricomycetes, Boletales, Suillaceae. The record is from RefSeq and is a predicted model, not a curated record. The transcript has 2 exons.